AUGACCAAUUCCAGAACCCUCAGUCAGCUUCCGUCCGAGCUUCUCCUCGAAAUCGCCGAGUGCCUGGAGCCUCACGACCUCUUGUCUUUCAUGAUAGUGUUUCCCAGCCUUGCAUACAUUAUGCCGAGACGGCUAGUGGCCAACGAAGAUAGGAUCGGCGCUCUCUUGCACUACAUGGCUAACGACCACGGUAGCGCCGAGAUUUGCAGGCGAUUGAUUCCCCGGAUGGAAAUCGACGUCAACGCCACGCCUCGAUACACAGACAGUUAUUUGGAGAGUGCGAUUCUGAACCAACACGACGUGAUGGUCGAUGCGCUGCUCGCAAGACCAGAUAUCAAAAUCAAUGGCUACAAAGCCGACCGCAGCGUAUUUCUGAAAAAGCUUCUAGCGAGGAACGAUAUCAAAGUCAAUGCGCACAAGAGGAGAGACAUGACCGUGUUGGCGCAUGCUACAAUGCAUGGGUAUACGGAGGCGGUGAGACUGCUCUUGGAGGCACCUGGAAUCGUGAUCGAGCCCGAGGGAAGUACUUUUGCUACUCCGCUGACUCUUGCAGCUGAUGCAGGUUACUAUGAUAUUGUGAAGCUACUUCUGCCCCUGGCACAUCACACUGACGCCACAGGAGCCCCGUUGGUUGACGUCAACGCCCAAAGCUGGCGCGGCAAGACGGCUCUCAUACGGGCGACCCUGAAUCGACACACCAACGUGGUGCAAUUGCUAAUGAAACAUGACCAACUCCACGUGAACGCCAGGGACGACAACGGCCGGUCCGCUCUCUCGUACGCGGCGGAGGUGGGGCACCUCGCGAUCAUGAGGAGGCUUCUGGCCCGACCCGAUAUUAACAUGAAUGAACGGGAUAUCCAUCGUCGGACGCCGCUAUCAUAUGCCGCCUCCGGGGGAUUCUUCGCGGCUUGUAAGAUGCUGGUCGAGCACCCCGAUACUGAACCCCACGCAGUGGACGCCACGCAGCGGACACCCCUCACGCAUUCCGUCCUGUCCGGGAGCGUGAAGGUUUUUCGCCUACUUCUGAGCCAAUGCACGGAACGCGAGGAGGAUCUGAAGGAUCAUACGGGGCGUGGCGCCUGGCAUUAUGCUAACGCUAUGAAGCGAACCAAAUUGAUGAAAAUCUUCAUGGCCUUUAAAUCGGAUAAAUACUUCGGACGCUACACCGGCGAGAUUGAAGACUUUGACAGCGAAGACAGCGAAGAGAUCGAAGACAUCGAUGAUGGCGAUGACGGUCAUGACAGCGAUGUGAUGGAUGAGGGCGAGGACUAG
Molecule: messenger RNA, 1272 nt
Organism: Aspergillus campestris IBT 28561
Lineage: Eukaryota; Fungi; Ascomycota; Eurotiomycetes; Eurotiales; Aspergillaceae
Product: ankyrin
Exons: 2
Coding region: 1-1272 (423 amino acids)
Molecular function (GO): protein binding
Source: RefSeq, a predicted model, not a curated record